Molecule: messenger RNA, 592 nt
Organism: Linderina pennispora
Lineage: Eukaryota; Fungi; Kickxellomycota; Kickxellomycetes; Kickxellales; Kickxellaceae
Exons: 1
Source: RefSeq, a predicted model, not a curated record
UUCCUCCACACUGUCAGCCUCCACUGCCAUCAGAAUUAGCGCCAAUAGCUCAUGCAUGCCCUGUCUGUACUGCAGUGAGUUGUGUACCUUGGCAUGCACAAACAGCACAUCUCCAAUCAUCUUCUGCACGCGCGCCGGAUCGGAAAUAUCGCCUGGUCUGGGAAGGUCCUCGUAACGUCCUGCAUUAUCAGUGUGCGCAGCUCCUGGUCGCGAUGGUACUUUUGCCACGGGACUGUCUUCGUCCAGCGACAGCGGGUUCAUCCGCUCCCAGUCGACAUCUUUCCCUUCUGUCGCCAGUUCGCCUGGGUCGACUAUGUAUUUGGACCGCAGCUGCGAUGUAGUUUUGCCGCUCGCGGUCCAUUGCCAUUGUCCACACCUGUGGGCACUCGUCAGCGCCAAAGCUCUCUAUUGGCAGUAUGUCAAGAUAGGCACGCCACCGCAAGGACCGCAAAGGGAGUCGGGUCGAGUAGGGUAACGUGCGGAGGUUCUCGGUUGACAGCAACGUCAGCCGCUUCAGGUCUUCCCAGUCCUUUGUCAGCUUGUCCAUUCGGGCCGAAAUUCGAAGAAGAAAAAAGCACAAGCAAAAUGAAAA